This is a messenger RNA of Rhinichthys klamathensis goyatoka, 1779 nucleotides long. RefSeq names its product ADP-ribosylation factor 4-like. The transcript has 6 exons. Gene Ontology annotation, biological process: vesicle-mediated transport; intracellular protein transport. Gene Ontology annotation, cellular component: plasma membrane; cytoplasm. NCBI's taxonomy places the organism in Eukaryota, Metazoa, Chordata, Actinopteri, Cypriniformes, Leuciscidae. Bases 125 to 667 code for a protein of 180 amino acids. Gene Ontology annotation, molecular function: GTPase activity; GTP binding. The record is from RefSeq and is a predicted model, not a curated record.
CCGUGACGUGGCAUUACGCAAGCGCAGAGUCGACAAGGUUUCUUGACACCAGACGAGCAUCACAACGAAAAACUUUAGACAUUAGGAGUAAUCCCGUAGUUUUAGGUGAUUUGUGUCCUUCAUCAUGGGUCUGACCAUCUCGUCGAUCUUUAGCAGGCUGUUUGGAAAGAAACAGAUGAGAAUUCUCAUGGUGGGGCUGGAUGCUGCUGGCAAAACCACAAUAUUGUACAAACUGAAACUUGGAGAAAUAGUGACCACCAUUCCAACCAUAGGUUUUAAUGUGGAGACCGUUGAAUACAAGAACAUCUGCUUCACUGUGUGGGAUGUCGGCGGUCAGGACAAGAUUCGUCCUCUCUGGAGACACUAUUUUCAGAACACACAGGGGCUGAUCUUUGUGGUGGACAGCAAUGACAGAGAGAGAGUGGCAGAAUCUGCAGAGGAGCUUUCUAAAAUGUUGCAGGAAGAUGAACUGAGGGACGCCGUGCUGCUGGUUUUUGCAAACAAACAGGAUCUGCCCAACGCCAUGGCUGUCAGUGAACUCACAGACAAACUCGGGCUGCAGAGUCUACGCAGCAGAACGUGGUACGUUCAAGCGACCUGCGCUACACAGGGCACUGGACUCUAUGAAGGACUGGACUGGUUAUCCAAUGAGCUCUCCAAGCACUAGUGGGUCUGCUAGAGGCGAGAUGAGGUGUAUGAACCAAUGGAAAGGCAAGAGACUCCUCUUAGAAUUUUUAAGUGUGUGACAGAACUGGAAGCUGGGGAGAAACCAUCAAACACUCUGCGCCUGUCUUAGCUUUCCUUUUUUACAAUAUUUUGUAGCACAAGUUUAUCUAUUUCUUUUCUUCUUCUUUUUUUGUUUUAAUUCCAACAAAAACAACUUUUAGUUUAUUAUUUUGCAAGAGGAAAAAAUGUUUUGAAGGACCUUCCUUCACUCUGACUUUUAAUUUUUUCAGAAAGGCCUCAUGCAAAACCAAAAACACUGGAGUCCCUGAUCAGUGAGCAGGGUUAUUGGUUUUGCUUUAGUGUCCUUAACAUCUGACCAUCAUGUUUUAGCAUCUAGCUGAGAACUUCUGUUAAGGAGCUCACUGGAGAAUCUGUGGGGUCAGUAAUAUUUCUGAACUGGUCUUUACAUGUGGAGUCGUUGGGCAAAUCAAAGCCAUGCCUGUUCCAUCAAUCCUUAUAGGUAUGCAACGUUGUAAAAUUUGUUACAUCACAUUAUCCGCUGUAGUGGCGUGGAGUCCUGUGGUCCUUCUGAACAUUAUCCUUGUCUGCAUGAGUUUACUUCAUUCUGAAUCUUGGUUGAAAUUCCCCACAUCAACAGCACAUGGCAUGCAUGGCAUGAAAAGGUUAACUUUCUUUUAUUAGGUUAGUUUACUCCCCACAAUCCAUUGUUGUUUGUGGCAAAUGUUUGAGCAACUGGUUUUACUCUCAGAGUCAAAGGGAACAUUAUGUUUUUCAGCCACAAUGAUGCAAUGAUAACAUCUCUGAAGUUCUUUCCAUUAGAAUUUAAAGUUGAAAUUGAUUGAUGUGUUUUAUGUUUGUCAUGCCAUGAGAAAUGUUUUGCUCAGGCGUGUUUCUUGAGCUUAUCAUUAUUUGUGACUGAAUCUGACUCCGGAAUGCAAAUGUAAUGUAUUGAUGAAUUCCAUGUCUGGUUGAAAUGGUAUGCUUUCCUGAACUGAGGUGUAACAGAUAAAAUCUAUUUUACCCUAUUAUCAUGACAAAUUUGUUUGUGUAUUAUAUGUAUGAUAUUGUUUUAGAAUAAAACAUAAUCGUGAA